GUCCAUCCAUCCAGAAUGGUUCACUACAAACUCACCUACUUCGAUGGUCGUGGCUCAGCCGAGAUCAUUCGUCAGAUCUUUGUACUUGCUGGACAGGAAUACGAAGAUGUUCGACUUACACAGGAGGAAUGGCCAAAGCACAAAUCUGAAAUGCCAUUUGGCCAAAUGCCAGUGCUGGAAGUUGAUGGCAAGAAGCUGGCGCAAUCUUUCGCAAUUGUCCGCUUCCUUGCUAGAAAAUUCGGAUAUGCUGGCAAAACUCCGUUCGAGGAAGCACUUGUUGACUCGAUUGCUGAUCAGUGGAAGGAUUUUAUGAACGAGAUUCAACCAGCGAUGAAAGUCGUUUUAGGUUUCGAGGAGGGUGAUUUGAACAAGCUUACCAAAGAAAUCCUCUUCCCAGCUCGUGAUAGAUUCUUUGGAUACAUGACAAACUUCCUCAAGGCGAAUAAAUCAGGGUACCUGAUCGGUGAUUCGUUGACCUUCGCCGAUCUUUACCUAGCUGAAUACUCAUCAGAAUUUGCGAAGAAGAUUCCAGGGCUUUUUGAUGGCUUUCCUGAGGUUAAAGCACAUGCUGAAAUGAUUCGCUCGAAUGCCACGCUGAAGAAAUGGAUAGAAACAAGACCACAAACGAAGUUUUAGAGACACCCUUCGCUAGUGCAUCAUGUAAUGAGUAGUUGUGAAUGAUAAACCUUUUGCUGAGUCUAGUGAAUUAUAAACCUUUUUUCUCUC
Messenger RNA from Cylicocyclus nassatus, 726 nucleotides. The record is from the annotation of a GenBank genome assembly. Lineage: Eukaryota; Metazoa; Nematoda; Chromadorea; Rhabditida; Strongylidae.